Messenger RNA from Danio rerio (zebrafish), 3766 nucleotides. NCBI's taxonomy places the organism in Eukaryota, Metazoa, Chordata, Actinopteri, Cypriniformes, Danionidae. The record is from RefSeq and is a predicted model, not a curated record.
GACCUGUCACAUACAGGAACGGUCUGCUGGAAAACACGUGUAGGAAGACGAAAUAUGGACAGUGUGAAUCACUGUACGCUUCCUUCAAACCGUGUGCAAGGGGGAAUAACAAGCAACGUUCCCUACUAAUUAUAUAUUCCUGGACUUUCCACACUUCUAAAAGAGAUUCAGAAGAUUGAAUGGAUAUGACACUUUGGGAAAAAUCACUAAGUCGUCUAAUUUGUUCAUUUUGAAAAAAGAAAAGCCAUCGGCAGAGGGACAACCAAACAGAAGAGAAACAGAGAUUUAAAGCAGUUGCGAAGAUGCAGGAAGACCCAGUGUACGACUAUCCUGAAGCUCGGCCUCUAGGGGACAGACGUGCAUGUCCACAGAGAUCCCUGAGGAGCAUCAGUGUACUGGACCGGCUCUUACUGACGCACCCUGUGUGGCUGCAGCUCUCCAUUAACUCGGCUACAGCUUUACACAUUCUGCGGCGAGAGCCUCCUGGGACGUUUUUAGUGCGCAGGUCCAGUACAUCACAGAAAAAGAUGCUCUGCGUCCGGCUGGCAGACGACAGCAUGCCUUCCUUUCUCAAACAGGUCUUCAUCCGAGAAGAGGACUCAGCCUUCUCUUUGGAAAGUUCAGCUAUCAGUUUCCCAGACUUGUGCAGACUCAUUGCCUUCUACUGUGUCAGUCGGGAUGUCCUUCCUUUCACUCUGGAGCUGCCUGAAGCAAUAGCCAAAGCUUCCUCACACAAACAGCUGGAGUCAAUCUCUCAUAUGGGUGUGGAGUUCUGGAGUUCCCAAUUAAAUGUACGAGGUCCUCGUAAUGAAGCUCCUGCUGCUGAAAAACUCUUGCUGCCAACUGAAACCCUACAAGACUGCGUAACGCCCGUCAACCCAAACCCCACCCCGUUCCAGGAGCUCUGUCCAAUUCAAACACGGAGCCCCUGUGAGCUGAAUUAUGGGGGAGGCAAAGGUUUAUGUUUCAUCAACCCCCUCUUCUUACAAGACUACCCAGGUCGCAAUGCUAUGCGCAGGCGUCAUCAUUUUAAAACCAGCAUAAAGGUUCGGGUCUCCACUGAACACUCCAGCCCUCUGUCACCACCUGUCGUCCCACCACCUCCACCGCCGUUACUGGCUAAAGCCAAAUGCAAAGCAAGAUUGAAGAUGACCCCACCUGUUGGUGUUCAGGCUGGUCAGGAAGCUAACAAGAACACUGAACAGGAAGCCACGGAUUAUUUGCAACCAAGUGUAGUGUUACAGAAGAAGACAAUGGUCUCACCUACUCUUUCUCCUACUGCUGAAGAUGACUAUCAGAUGCCCAGCUCUCUUCUGAAGGCACCGCCAAAAGUCAUGGAGCAGAAAGAACAAGUCUGUGAAGAUGAGGAAGAAGGGCUGGUGCUGGAACAGCAACACGCUCCGUCUCUCAGUGAACUGGACAGCAGCACUUCACUCAGCAGCCUGGAUGAGAUGGAGGAGAGUCCAGAGCGUCCUCCGCUUGUUCGAGGCACUAGUAACCCCGUCAUGCCUCCUCCAAAGAAGGCUAUGUCCGCCCUACGCAAGAUGAGCGCUGCUUUCAUAUCCUUUUUUGCCCCAGAGAAACGAGUGGCACGGAUGGUGGAGGACCUGUCCCGUGAUCGCCGCAUGGCUUUUGGCGCUCUGGUUCAGGACUUCCUAAGGCAGCAGAGAGAGGCUCUGAAGCCCCAUUGCUUGACCUCUGCUGUUCAGCUGCUGCAGGAUUUGCGUCUUUUCAUCAAUCAGGCCAAAGCCUUCCUUCUGGAGUGUGGAGAGCUUGAACCUCCCAUUGAGACUCUUCUGACUGAGAAUGAGAAAGACCAAGCUCUGGAGAAGGCCAUGUUUCGCUGUAUUCUAAAGCCUCUCAAGCCUCAGAUUGAUGCAGCUCUUCUGACUCUGCACAAACAAGAUGGUUCCUUCCAGAGAAUGAUGGACAGCUUGCAAAGAGCCAAAGCCGCCUCACCCCAAAAUCUCUUUGGGGUUCAAGCAGGUGUUCCUGAUGCCCAAGGCAUUGAGAAAAUUAAACACAAACUGACUCUAAUGCAACGGGCUUACUCACCCAUUGACAAAGUGCUGCUGCUUUUGCAGACCUGCAAACUCAUUUACAAAGCCAUGAAAAAUAAAUCAGGUCAGGAAUUUGGAGCAGAUGACUUCCUGCCUGCUCUCUCCUACGCGAUGGUGCUGUGCAAUAUGCCAGAGAUCUUGCUGGAAGUGGAGUAUAUGAUGGAGCUGUUGGAAAGCUCUUGGCUUACAGGAGAAGGGGGUUACUAUCUGACAAGUGUUUAUGCCAGUCUGAGUCUGAUUCAGAGUCAGCCAGAAGAUCUGCCACCCAACGGCCUAACAAACCAGGCCAGAGAGUCUUUGAAAGAAUGGAGCCGACGUCGAAGCAACGAAACCACAAAUCAGAAAGACAACAGAUUGCACCAGAAGUUCGUAAAGGUGCUGUUUCAAGAUGGCGACAACAGCGUGGUGAAAACCCUAAUGUGGAAGACCGCAUUCAAUGGUGAGGCUAUGGCCCAGCUCUGUGCCGUGAAGUUUGGAGUGGACAAAGCGGAGGAAUACAGCCUAUACUGCAGGAGAGAUGGAGUUUUAACACCUCUUUCGCCUGACAUACACAUUCAAGACCUGCAGAGCAUGGGUGUGAGUGGCGUUCCCCUAAUUUACCAGGCGUCCCAUCAGGAUGAAAGAUCCCAGAAGCUGAACAGAAGGGGCGCGGUGGAUCUCACAGAGGAGGCUUCAUAAUGUGGGACUUUCUUUCAGACACCACAUGUAGGUCUAAGAAAUCCUUUCAUACAGCACACAGUUUCCUACUGAACGGCUGAUGAAAUCAUCAUAAUAAGCUCAUAACAGAGCUCAAAAACAAUUGAGCUUUUUUCUUCACUUAAUUUAUUUCAUGUUGAUUGCCCCUAUUUAAACCUAAUAUUAAGAUGCAGUUUUGUUGAUCCCAAGAGUUAAUAGAGUCUGAAACAUUUUUAGUGCAUUAAUGUGUUUAAAGAGACACCAAUCGAUGUUAGGGUUAUGGUUAGUGUUAUAGCCUAGUCAGUGGUCAGUGUGCCAACAUGUAGCGGAACUGCGUCCAGAGUUGGAAUCCUAACUUGUGGACCUUUCCCAAUCAAUAUACUGUCCUUAUCAUAAUAGAAAAAGAAAAGAGACCAUACAAAAAAGGCUGCUACUCCAUAUACUGACCUAAAUUUGCACAUUACUCAACAUUUUGUAGAAACAUUUCAAUUUAAACGGUCAUCUGAAAUCAUACAUUCAGUUUUGGGCUAAGGCCCAAUCCCAAUUCUAUUUUUGUACCCCCACCCCUUUAAAAUUUACCCUUAAGAAAUGGGACAGCAAGAGUUAUUAAUAUGGAUUAUAGAUGGAAAAAUUUAGCAGUGUUUUUUUAAGCAUGACAGUAAAACAUGAAUGCGGUUAUAAUUGUAAUAAAACGUGUUUGUUUGUUGUAAAAAAUCAUAAUAAUGACAAAAAAAAAUACUAAUUUGUGGAUAUCAUACUUCCGGGUGCAGCUAUGCUGCCGUUGUGGCUGGUGUAUUCUGGGAAACUUUCUACCCCUUGGUUUUGAGUGUGGUCCUGAAACAUUUCCAUUCGAAGGGGUAUCUGCCCCUUCCCCCUAGCCCUAUGCCUUCAAGCUAAAGAAAAUUGAGACGAGAAUAAGGGGGAAGGGCUAAGGGGUAGAAUUGGGAUUGGACCUAAAUGUCCCAUAAAGUGUUUUGAAUUGUGUAUUUUCAAUCAAUGUUUAACGUAAUCUCAACUGAAAAAAAAAAACA